Molecule: messenger RNA, 1820 nt
Organism: Gadus macrocephalus (Pacific cod)
Lineage: Eukaryota; Metazoa; Chordata; Actinopteri; Gadiformes; Gadidae
Gene: pheta2
Product: PH domain containing endocytic trafficking adaptor 2
Exons: 4
Coding region: 787-1614 (275 amino acids)
Biological process (GO): receptor recycling; retrograde transport, endosome to Golgi; endosome organization
Cellular component (GO): trans-Golgi network; recycling endosome; early endosome
Source: RefSeq, a predicted model, not a curated record
AGUGAGAGCAGAAAGGCGGAAGCAUCCCAGACCACAGCAGUUCAGCCUCUCAUUCCCAGGUACCGGGGGUCCAGGGAGGCUGAAGGAACCCACGCCCCGCUGGUUCGCGUCCCGCCCUCAGCCAGGUGGACCGGAGCGCACAGGAGGGAGAGGGGAGGGAGAGACGAUAAGGUGUCAGGGUUCUGUUACCAGGAAGUGGGUCGAGUUAUUUAUAUUUCAAUGCUUGUCCCCUCGCACCCCGUGGCAGUACCGUGAGAGUAACCUGAACCCGUACGGCAGAGCCACAUUGUCUCCGCCUGGAUGAGUCCCGGACGCCGAGCUACGUCGCGCAGCGUCGUCCUCCGCCCCAGACGGACGCCGCGGGGACGGGGAGCGUAGAGAGGGGACGGAGAAGGGACAGCCGGGUGGAGAACCCGUCUGGUGGAGAAACAGCCAGGUGGAGAACCAGCCAGCCAGGGGGAGAACCAGCCGAGUGGAGAACCAGCCAGGGGGAGAACCAGCCCGGUGGAGAACCAGCCUGGGGGAGAACCAGCCAGGGGGAGAACCAGCCUGGUGGAGAACCAGCCAGGGGGAGAACCAGCCAGGGGGAGAACCAGCCUGGGGGAGAACCAGCCAGGGGGAGAACCAGCCUGGUGGAGAACCAGCCAGGGGGAGAACCAGCCUGGUGGAGAACCAGCCAGGGGGAGAACCAGCCUGGUGGAGAACCAGCCAGGGGGAGAACCAGCCAGGGGGAGAACCAGCCAGGUGGAGAACCAGCCAGCUGGCGGACGGGCUACACGGUGGGGGAUGCCAGAGCCAGGUGCUAAAAUGAAGAUCCACAAGAAGGUUCUCAACCACUACCUGUCCUGCACUUCACCGGUGGACAAAGAGGGCUAUCUCUACAAAAUGAAAGAGCGCACGGCCACAUACCACCGGCGGUGGUUCGUGCUGAAGGGCAACGUGCUGUUCUACCAGGAGAGGCCGGCAGACCGUCACCUUCUGGGCGUCAUCGUGCUGGAGGGCUGCGUGGUGCGGCGCGGCGAGGCAGACGGCCAGCUCUGCUUCUCGCUCGUCUUCCAGGCGCCGGGGCUCAGGGCCUACCGGUUCGCCGCGGAGGAGCGCCUGACCCAGGAGAGUUGGGUCAAGGUCUUGCUCUCCGCGAGCCACUGUAACCUGUCUCUGCUGGUCAGAGACCUGGGCCAUCAGUAUGAAGAAGCUAAACGUGAAGCAGCUUCUGUUGCCAGCGGUUCUACGGUGAAGGGGGACAGCAGCCAGCAGCCGUCGGUCGCUCGGGUGAGGCACCACUCGCUCCUGACGAUAGAGGGCGCCAAAUGCGACGUCCGAGACGGGCGAAGCUACAGCACCGGCCACCUGCUGCAAGAACCCUCGUUUUCUCCCAAAGCUGCGAAUAAGAAAUCCCCGAAGCAUUGGUCGAAGAGGAACGCGCAUGUCACCCCGUUAAACGGACCAGCACCUCUCUAUGGCGAGUGGCCGUCAGUGGGGUUGGAUCCCCUGGAAGAGUUCAGCAAACUGCACGAGUAUUAUGGGGAAGAGGUUCUGCAGGUGAGGGCGGCGUGGCUACGGAGGAGGCAGGUGGACAAGGAGCAAAGGGAGGCCGCUCUGAUUGACAUUUAGUGGACAUUUUAAUGGAAAUGUGUUAUUGGUUUUUUAUAAUAUGGUUCAUGUGCGUCAAAUGUAAUGUGUGUGGGAAUAAUAUACAUUGUAAAUAGGAUGACAUUAAACCCAUUUCAUGUUUUAAAUUAGAAUUGUGUUAUUCCCUCAUCAACUUGGAGGCAACAGUAUUAAAACAAAUAAAUAUGGCAAUAUAACUAUUUGCUCAA